This is a messenger RNA of Peromyscus eremicus (cactus mouse), 2624 nucleotides long. RefSeq names its product nuclear receptor subfamily 4 group A member 1 (gene Nr4a1). The record is from RefSeq and is a predicted model, not a curated record. Gene Ontology annotation, molecular function: zinc ion binding; RNA polymerase II cis-regulatory region sequence-specific DNA binding; nuclear receptor activity. Gene Ontology annotation, cellular component: transcription regulator complex; nucleus. Gene Ontology annotation, biological process: regulation of transcription by RNA polymerase II; cellular response to corticotropin-releasing hormone stimulus. NCBI's taxonomy places the organism in Eukaryota, Metazoa, Chordata, Mammalia, Rodentia, Cricetidae. Bases 274 to 2076 code for a protein of 600 amino acids. The transcript is spliced from 7 exons.
CGCGCCUCCUCCUGGCCGCCUCCCGCCGGAACCGCGCCGCCCCCCGCGCCCUUGUAUGGCCAAAGCUCGCCGGGCCGCGUGCGUCAGUGGCGCCCCCGCCCCUCCCCAUGCGUCACGGAGCGCUUAAGAGGAGGGUCGGGCUCGCCAGGGGAGCCCCAGUGCAGGAGGCGGUGAAAGUUGGGGGAGUGUGCGAGAGGGACUGCGGAGCGCACGCGGGACCAGGCUGCGACUGGGUCGCUGGUCCCGGCCGGGGAGAGCCGCAGCCGGCCGGAGAUGCCCUGUAUCCAAGCCCAAUAUGGAACACCAGCAGCCAGCCCGGGACCGCGUGACCACCUGACGAGCGACCCCCUGGCCCUUGAGUUUAGCAAGCCUACCAUGGACCUGGCCAGCCCUGAGGCAGCGCCCACCGCACCCACCACCCUGCCCAGCUUCAGCACCUUCAUGGACGGGUACACCGGAGAGUUUGACACCUUCCUAUACCAGCUGCCGGGAACAACCCAACCAUGCUCCUCCACUUCUUCGUCAGCCUCCUCCACCUCUUCUUCCUCAUCCUCAGCCACCUCUCCUGCCUCUGCUUCCUUCAAGUUUGAGGACUUCCAGGUGUAUGGCUGCUAUCCCGGCACCCUGAGUGGCCCCUUAGAUGAGACCCUGUCCUCCAGCGGCUCUGAUUACUAUGGCAGUCCCUGCUCGGCUCCCUCACCAUCUACGCCCAGCUUCCAGCCACCCCAGCUCUCUCCUUGGGAUGGCUCAUUUGGCCACUUUUCCCCCAGCCAGACUUAUGAAGGCCUUCGGGCAUGGACAGAGCAGUUGCCCAAGGCUUCUGGGCCUCCACCACCUCCAACCUUCUUCUCCUUCAGUCCCCCAACCGGUCCCAGCCCCAGCCUGGCCCAGAGUUCCCUAAAGUUGUUCCCACCACCAGCCACCCACCAGCUUGGGGAGGGUGAGAGCUAUUCCAUGCCAGCGGCUUUCCCCGGCUUGGCACCCACUUCUCCGAACCUUGACACUUCCGGGAUUCUGGAUGCACCUGUGACCUCCACCAAGGCCCGGAGUGGGGCUUCGAGUGGCAGCGAGGGCCGCUGUGCCGUAUGUGGGGACAAUGCUUCGUGCCAGCAUUACGGGGUCCGCACCUGUGAGGGCUGCAAGGGUUUCUUCAAGCGCACAGUACAGAAAAGUGCCAAGUACAUCUGCCUGGCAAACAAGGACUGCCCUGUGGACAAGAGGCGGCGGAACCGCUGCCAGUUCUGUCGCUUCCAGAAGUGCCUGGCUGUGGGCAUGGUGAAGGAAGUGGUCCGGACAGACAGCCUAAAGGGGCGGCGGGGCCGGCUGCCUUCAAAACCCAAGCAGCCCCCGGAUGUCUCCCCUACCAAUCUCCUUACUUCUCUCAUUCGGGCGCAUUUGGACUCGGGGCCUAGCACUGCCAAGUUGGAUUAUUCCAAGUUCCAGGAGCUGGUGCUGCCCCGCUUUGGGAAGGAGGAUGCCGGCGAUGUGCAGCAGUUUUAUGACUUACUCUCGGGUUCCCUGGACGUUAUCCGAAAGUGGGCAGAGAAGAUCCCUGGCUUUGCUGAGCUUUCCCCAGGAGACCAAGACCUGCUGCUGGAGUCUGCCUUCCUGGAGCUCUUCAUUCUCCGCCUGGCCUACCGAUCUAAGCCCGGGGAAGGGAAGCUCAUCUUUUGCUCAGGCCUGGUGCUACACCGGCUACAGUGUGCCCGAGGCUUUGGCGACUGGAUUGACAGCAUCCUAGCCUUCUCACGGUCCCUGCAUAGCUUGGCUGUGGAUGUCCCUGCCUUUGCCUGCCUGUCUGCUCUGGUCCUUAUCACCGACCGACAUGGGCUGCAGGAUCCUCGCCGGGUAGAGGAGCUGCAGAAUCGCAUCGCCAGCUGCCUGAAGGAGCACGUGACUACCGUGGCAGGAGAGCCCCAGCCAGCCAGCUGCCUGUCACGUCUGCUGGGCAAAUUGCCUGAGCUUCGGACCCUGUGCACCCAAGGCCUGCAGCGAAUCUUCUACCUCAAGCUGGAGGACCUGGUGCCCCCUCCACCGAUUGUGGACAAGAUCUUUAUGGACACACUGUCUUUCUGAUCCCUACCCUGAACACGUGUGCACACAUGUGUGUGCCCUUAUGUCACCCAUGUGCCUUUAAGCUCACGGACCCCCAGAGCACUCCACCCCCAGCCUGGUUUUGAGCUAAGACUGACUCACCUCCUCAUUCCAGAAGAUGGGCAGGGAGCUCGAGACCUGGGGGAGGGGGUGCAUUCACGGGGGUGACCCCACUAUUUGUCUUAUCCCUGUAGCUCAGUCCUGGCCUUCGUGAUUUCUUUUUUUUUGUAAGAUAAAACAUUUUUAACACAUACCACCCUGCUGUAAAUAAGCCGAAGCUGCUGUAAAUACAGAAAGGAAGAGGUUGAGGUGGAGGUUGGGAGGGGGGGUGGGGCCCCCACCAGCCUGGGCAAGCCUUUCAGCCUCCAACUUGAGAUCUCUUCCCCCUUCCUUCCUCAUGUACAUAACUGUCACUCAAGGUGAAUGGCAGGUUCCGAUUUAUAUUUGUGUAUUUUCCUGGAUUUAUAGGAUGUGACUUUUCUGAUUAAUAUAUUUAAUAUAUUGAAUAAAAAAUAGACCUGUAGCUGAAA